AUGGACCCCAUCGCUGAUAAGUUAUCGUGUCUAGACGACUUACAGAGACACGCUGGUGGGAAGCUUGCGGAGAUCAGCGAGUGGCUCAAAACGUCAGCCUGUGUUUCCAGAUACGACGUACCCAACACGAUCGGCUACCGCGAAAAGCCCGUCCCCACGGACCGAACGCUCUCCCUCCUCUCCAAAGCGCAUGCCGCCUGGCACACCUACCACAGCACCCACCACAGCCCCCACUCCGCCUCCGCCGCUUCCGCUUCCGCGCCCAUCCGCCCGCCCUCCGCCGUGCACGCGAGAGAUCUGCGGAAGCUUGUAGAGAGCACCGCGGGCGGGUCGCUGGACGAUCCUUCCGCCACUGGCGCAUGCGUGCCGUUUUCCAAGCGGGAAGGCGCAGGGGGAGUGGACGCGGGGGGGGGCGGAGGUGCGGUGACGGGGACGGGGGCGGGGGUGGGGACAGGGGCGGGAACUGAGGCGGGUUCAGCGCACCCUGUGGCGGCGAAAGCAGGUCCGGCGGACGACUUGAGGCGGAAGCUUCUCGCCUCGAGCUCAGCUCGAGGUCCGGCAGGUGUAACACCGAGAGACAGGGUAACCGCACACCGGCGAGCUUCGUCUGUGUCGUUUUUCGCCCCAGGCGCAUCGGAUUUCGGGACGGGCAUGGACAGUCCGCCUCACGGGUUUCAUUCGGGGACGGGGAGCCCUAGCGGUGGGAGCGGCGGGGGUGGCGGAGGUGGCGGGGGUGCGGGGAUUGGCGGAAGUGGUAAACCCCCCUCUCUAAGCCCUCGCAUGCAGCAGCCGCCUUCGUCGCAGUUCGCAGCGUUUCCCGGCAGCAGCAGCGCAGGGGGAGCGGGCCCGGCGGGGCGUAGGGUUAACAGACACGCCCGAGCGCAGAGCGUCAGUUUCAGCCCACAUAUGGAUUUCAGCAGCAGCGGCAGCGGCAGCGGCGGCGGCGGCGGCGGCGGCGGUAAUACCAGUGUCAGCAGCAUUACCGGUGGCGGCAGCAGCGGUGGCGGUACUGCUAGCGCCUUAGCUCAUGGCUCUCCCCCCCACCCUGGCGCAGCAGGGGCGCAAGGGGGCGCCCCCGCGCCCGGCGCAGCGGGAAGCAGGGGAGCGGGGCUGGCGCCGCCGGGAAUGGUUAAGGGCGGAAUGGGCAGGGCGGGGCGGCCGGGUCCUUUGGGCGGAGGGGGGUUUGCUGGGGGGAGGGCGGGUCCGGGGAGGGGGAUGGGGCGGGGCGGAUUUUUCAGGAGCGCGUCUGUGGACGGGGGAAGGGGGGCGGAGGAGGAUGGGGGCACGGAUGGUCCGCUGGUGAGGCGGAGGAGUGGCGGAGGGGGGAGAGACCCGCCUGUUGUUGUCAAGCGGGUUGGGAUGCCCCCCUCUGGCCCUGCGGCAGGCGCAGGAGGAGGCGGGGGCAGUGGCGGAAGCGCGGGUGUUGACGGAAAGGAGACUUCAGGUGUGCUACUGAUCGAGAUCGGUAGCAAGGGGGGUGAGGGGAGUGAGGUGGGCAAGGAGAGCGGAAGCAAGGCGCAAGAGGGCAGCAGUGCGGACCAGGAUUCGACAUUUACCUUCCCUCAGCUGGGAGGGGCGAUUGGCGAUCCAGGUUUGGAAGGUGCUUCUAACGGAGGUGGCACUAACGAGGAAGAGGAAUACACCGCGGAUUUGGACAGUAGUGAGGAUGACUGUGACGAGGAUGACGGGGAUAUCGUGGAGUGUAAGGCUGCGCCAGGGGCAUCUGCUACAGGGCGAAUGCCACUGAACGUAUCUGUUAACGAGGACGAUGAUAAGGAGGAUGAGGACGACUGUGUGGUUCUAGCGUCGCCUCUCGUUUCCGCCCAGCCGCAGCAGCCACAGCAGGAGCAGAAGUCCCAGCAGCAGCAGCAGCAGCAGCAGCAGCAGCAGCAGCAAGGGACUGAUGCAGCAGCAGGGUCAAAUUCUCCUAACGGGUUUGUAACAGCAGCAGGAGCAGCAGGAGGAGCAGUCAGGAAGCUGAACUGCGAUGUAGCAUCUGGGCAGAACGGCGGGCAGAACGACGGGGAGGAGGAGGACGCGGAUGGGGAUGGAGAUAUCCCACUAGCCUCCCCUCUGGCCAAGUUCCCCCCUGCCAGCCCCCUGAAAGCCCACGCCCACGCCCAUCACCAGCCGUUGCUGAGCCCCCUAAGCCGCGGCACUCUGGCUUCUAGCUUCAGUGCCAACCCCCCUCGCCCUGGUAGCCCCCUCACACGCGUUCCCCAACAGCAGCAACCGCAGCAGCAGCAGCAGCAGCAGGGUGAGAACAGCGGUGGUGGCGGUUUUGCAGAUUCCUCUGGAGGGGUUGUGAACCAGAACCUGCCGCGGAGGCUGGUGAAAUCAGGUUCGGAGCGGGUGGGUGGGGCUCCAGGGUCGGGAGGAGAUGGCAGCUUCAGAAGCAGCAGCAGUGUUGGUGCUGCUGCUGCUGCUGCUGCUGGCAGCGGCCGUGGUUUCAGCAGUGGCGCGGGUAACGAAACCAGCAGCGUUCCGAGCCCGAGGAGGUUUCUAAAGUCAGGCUCGGAGCGAGGCAUGGCCGGACCUGGAGUUCCCUCGUCGUCCUCCCUUCCUGUAGCCCAGGUUCUCGAAGGCCCUCCGUCAGCCGCUGCUGGGUGUGCAGCAGCAGAGGCACAUGUGGGUGUGCCCGAGCAAAGGCUGGGACGGGACAUUCGACACACGCGCAUGCUGGGAAACGGGUCGCUUAAAGAGCAGGGGAGUCGCGGAUGGGUGGAGGGCGGUGGAGGUGGAGGAGGAGGGGUGGGGGUGGGUGCAGGGGGAGCAGGAGGGCAUGGGUCGAGGUUGGGAGGGCCCCCUGGGAUACCCAGGCAGUGGAGUGCUGGGGAACCUGGGGGGGGUGGUGCUGGGGGGGUGAGUGGGGGCGGAGGGCCUGGGGGAAUGGCAGGCCAUGCCCAUACGCACGCGCAUGUUCAUGCACAUGGGCAUGGGCAUGCGGCAGGGGUACCCAGGCAAAGGAGUGUGGGGGAAGUGGUUGGGGUAGGGCAGCAGCAGGGCAGCGCCGCCGGCACUGCUGCUGGCACCAGUCGCGUGCACUUCCCGCCGGAGCGCAUGGCUGGCCGAGGGGAGGGGGGUGGUGGGCAGGAGGGCUCGUUUGACCAAUGGCAGGUUGAGGAGCCUGCCUCAGGGGGGGAUGGACAGGGAGGGGGGGGGAUGGUGCAAGCACCCGGAGCAGCAAUGACAGCAGCAGGAGUGGGAGGAGGAGUAGCAGGAGGGGGAGGGGUGCAGGGAGGGAUGCAGAUGCGCAUGGGUAGGCCAUCGUCCCCUCAGCUGGGGGGUCGACCCACUCCUCCCCCCGGCCAUGUGUCCCCGCACAGGGCACGGAGCUCCCGGCUCAAGGAUAGCAGCUCUUCAGGUGGGCUGGCAGCAGGCCACAUUGUUUCAGGUGGUUCUCCAGGUGCUGGUGGAGGUCCGGGCGGGGUAGCUUCAGGUGGUAUCAACAGAGCGGAGAUUGCGGCCGGCAGGCGGGCGGCGUGGAGGAGGAGCAGCAGCAUCGGGGCCGGCGAGACUCGGAGCGGAGCGCUUGACAUGCCGAGGCCGACCUCGCCGCAGCUGUUUGGAAGCAUCAAGGAAACAGCGAGGGAAGGUUCCUCCAGUGCUCCGUUCUCUGCAUUCCAGGGGCAGCACCAUGUGCAACAACAGCAGCAUGGGCAGCAGCACCAGCUGUCAGCGCAACAGCAGCAGCAGCAGCAGCAGCAGCAGCAUCAGGUGGGCGGCAGAAGCAGCCCUUCCCGGGUGUCACCUUCCAAGUGGAGGCCUCAGCUGGCUCCUGUGCCUGUAGGUGGAAUGGCAGGCGGAAUGGCAGGUGGAUCUGAGACAGGUUCAUUUGGUGGAGGUGCUACUGCUGCUGGGGGCAGUGGUGGUGGAGUAGGGGAAGGUAAUGCUGGUGGGAUGGGUGGGCAUCAGCAGCAGCAGCAGGGUGGGAUGGGGCGGCCCAGGACUGGUCAUGCUCGUAGGCAUUCAUUUGCUGUUGGAUCUGGGUCGUUUGAUUUUGCUUCUCAACCACCGAGCUCGUAA
Molecule: messenger RNA, 4026 nt
Organism: Closterium sp. Naga37s-1
Lineage: Eukaryota; Viridiplantae; Streptophyta; Zygnematophyceae; Desmidiales; Closteriaceae
Source: the annotation of a GenBank genome assembly